Monopterus albus (swamp eel) is the source of this 2265-nucleotide messenger RNA. RefSeq names its product coiled-coil serine-rich protein 2a (gene ccser2a). Gene Ontology annotation, cellular component: microtubule cytoskeleton. Lineage: Eukaryota; Metazoa; Chordata; Actinopteri; Synbranchiformes; Synbranchidae. The record is from RefSeq and is a predicted model, not a curated record. The coding region runs from base 85 to 2265 and encodes 726 amino acids. Gene Ontology annotation, molecular function: microtubule binding. The transcript has 9 exons. Gene Ontology annotation, biological process: microtubule bundle formation.
GAAUUAUUUGUUUGACAAUGCCAGACAUCACAGACAAGCAGCUGUGUGUGAUCCCAUGCUCCUCCAUGCCUUUGUUGGCAUCUAAUGGAAGAAAAAGCACCCAUUAAGUCUGUCAUGGUAUCCAGACUGCCUAAGUUUGGUGGACGGUCCUCAAAUUGUGGCGCUAGCCCCUUGUCCAAUGGUUCUGCACAGCCAACCACCCCCACCCAGGAUGGCAAGACUGCUCAUCCAGUACCACAUCCAAAUGGUGUGAUCCGUGCCCCUCCUUUUACCUUGAAAUUGAAGAGAGAUGAGGAGAAGCCCCCCUCCAGCCCAACGACUCCCAGCAGUCCUGGGGAUGGGGGUGAAGACAAGGCUCAGACACAGCUUCCAUCAUUGCCCAAGGAGGUAAAGAAUGGUUCUCCAGGGACACCCAAGAUACAGCGGUCAGGUACUUUGACGGUUCCUGUCUUGGGCUCUAAGGCCAUGCCCAGGCAAUCCUCCAAGGUCAGUCCCAAAGUAGGGACCAAGCUACUGAACGGCGGUCCUAAAAUGGCCCAUAAUGGCUCCAGCCUUCCUGCUCGAACUGUGUCCGAGUCCCGCCUUGUGCGACCAAAGUUAGGCUGCAGCUCUCCCAUAAGUAGUUCUCAAGACAGCCUGCACCAGCCCAGUGGCAGCCUGAAAGCCUUGGCACUUGAGAAUAUGAUACAUUCGAACAGCUUCACUCACUUCAAGCAGAUUCCCUCACCUACGAGCCAGCCUAUGAAACGGUCAUUCUCCUUUAACCGGGCAGUGGAGCUAGCCAAGCCUCUGGUCAGCACUGAGCUUCGGCCUCCUCGGAGUAGUUUCCUCAACCUCCCUCAGCUGAGCAAUGGAAGAUUGAGUUUAGGACUUGGAGGCCUGAAUGGCAGCCUUGGAGAUUCAGGAGGACAAGGUGGAGGACUUGGAGGAGUUCAAUGCAGCAGAACUCCUACCUGCUCUCUGCCAAUCCCCUCGACCACUCCCACACCCACUACUCCCAGUGCUCUGAAGAAGCCUCUGCUCUCCAGGUGUGUGCUGACAAAGUCGGUGAGCAGCAAUGGGGUGUCACUGGGAUGCAGGCUGGCUCAAUCCGAGCGAGCCAAACAGCAGAAGACUCUUUUUCCAGGUAAAGUCAAGGGUGAUAUCAGACAUUCAGCUGCCACUGAGUGUGGAGGGUUAUUAGGAAUAGCAAGAGACAUUGAGCUGACUGGUGACGCUCACAGCGAUGGAGAUGGAAGCCCUGGAGAUGGAGGGGGAAGAGGUGUGCAUAGGCAGAGCCUCAGCCAGGCAGCAGGAGAGAUUCAGGAGGACAUGUCCUUAUCUUCUGCCUCAUCACUAGACAAAGGUGACACCAGUGAAGAGUUUCUAGAUGACUUUGACAGUGUGGGAGACGUGCAUAGUGAGGGUGACAUGCCUGACAACAGGAAAGUUGGCAGCACUCCUCAAACUCAGCUACACAGCUGUCUCAGUGAGACCACUGACUGGGACAGCACAGAUCUGACAGGAUGUAAAACAGAACAUAAAGAAGAAAGCUCUGUGCAGGACUCCCAGGGCCCACUGGUUUUGUCUUCCGAGCAUAGUGAUGUCCCCCAGGCUUCAUCUGUGGAGCUGUCACCUUCCAACAGCUCUGGUGGAACAUACAUGUGGGAUGAAGAGGGUUUCGAGUCCCUCGAGGGGGCUGGACCUCAUCCAUUAGACAACUAUGAUGACCCAGAGCUCUACAGCAUGGAUAUCCUGAACAACCUGGACCCUCCGGGAACUGCAGAGUUGGACGAUGAUGACCUCAUGCUGGAUGUGAACCUCCCAGAGGAUGGUUUGCAUGACAUUGACAGGAUGUCCAACGCUGAGCGCUCGGAGAGAGCCGGCAGGCAGGGACAGCGGCGUAAACACCACCGUUGGAAUGGACCAGGUCACUUCUGCAAUGACAGCAGGGCCCAUGUCUCCCAGAAUUAUGAUGAUCUCAAGGUUUCAAGGAUUUCUUCACAGCCCGUCCCCUCUGAAGGCAAGCAGCGAGGCUAUAUGGCAGUGCUGGAUGAACUCACAUUCGAACACAUGAGUCAGGACUGCAGCUCACUCAAGACCCAGCUGCUGAAGCUCAAAGCGUUGCUACAGCUUGAGGAUACAGACUCUUCAGCUGAUGUUCCUGAGGAGACUGAAGACAACACCGCUACAUCACAGUUGGAGGAACUGAUUAAGGAGGUGCAGGUGCUCAGAGAGGAGCUGAGAAGUCGAGACAAGACUAUUGCUCAGCUCACAUGCCUGUAA